AUGAAUGGGUUUUUUCCUAAGUAUAGUUUUGCUUUAAUAUUUUAUGAGUUGCAUGAGCUGAGGCACAGCAUAUGGAAGAGAAAAGUUGCCGAAAAGCUUGACUUUGCUGGCACAAGCAUGUUGUUGUAUGUUUUCUUUGAGUGCAGUGCACUCCGAUUGCUCGUGGAAGAAGGGUGGGUGGUCUGCCGGGCAUUUAGAAAGCCAAGUCCUAAUCAAAGGCAAGGCUUUGAAGCAUGGAACCAUGCUUACUAUAUCAGAGAUAACAGCCAUGUUAGGGCUCCGAUGUCAAUUUCAGAUAUAGGAAGUACAUUUCAUCAUCUUCAUCCUAAUCAGGGAUCAAGUUUUCAUGAUCAAUCCUAUGGUUCGGAGCAAGAGCUUGUGUCCAACCACAAUGUCUUGGACAGCCAACAAGUCAUUGAACUCCCACAACUGGAUAGCCCCACUACUGUUUCACCAAGUUUAGCAGCAAAAGAAGGUUUCCAGCGGAAUUUCGUAACAAAUUACGAGGAUUGUGAAGAAGAAAAGAGCAAUAACAGUAGCCAAUACAUUGACUGGAAGAACUUGGACAAUUUUCUUGCCUCACAGCUGACUGAUACAACAUCUUAUCCCUAUCAAACUGCCCCACUAAUACCCCAAAACUACGAGGUAGAAGCUCAAGAACACCUGCUUGGCUGCUUCCCUGGAUCAUAGCGGAAGGCCCAAGUUUCACAAUUUAUUUAUCCAAGAUGCUGAUUCAACAAAGCUAAAAGCUCCUGUCUCAUAUAGGAACUAAGUUUGAAAAGUCCUUCAGAUUUACAUAAUAUUUGCAUGCUAAAAAAGUAGAGUACUUGUCGUAGAGAAAGAAUGGAGUUCUUAUGAUAAAAGGAGACUUUCCUGCAAGCUUUAGAGGGUGUGUAGAAAGUUUCACUUUACCUUCUUUUUUCUUUUUUUUUUUUAUCUUUUCCCAUUUGUUAUGCUUA
Molecule: messenger RNA, 959 nt
Organism: Theobroma umbraticum
Lineage: Eukaryota; Viridiplantae; Streptophyta; Magnoliopsida; Malvales; Malvaceae
Product: NAC domain-containing protein 30
Source: RefSeq, a predicted model, not a curated record